AUGGAACCAGUAUCAAAUGAAGAGUAUGAGAGGAUAUUGUUGGAGAUCUCAGGCCAGGACUCAUUCGUUGGUGCCGCACUCUUGAAUCAAUCACAGUCGGUGACGGUCGGUACGUUCAAAGAGAUCAAUCCAACAUUUGAUCAAAUACAAGCGGUGUUGUCCGCUAGCAAGGAUGCCACUGUUGCAUUGGGCACAUGCAAGAUCAUCAUUACAUCGGUCAAUGACAAUGGACAUGUGUUUGCCAGCAGUGUUGACAACCUCAGACACUUUGUCUUUGGCAAGACAACCAGAUCACUAUUGGGUGCCGAGUGCACCCAGUUGGGCAAUGGCACAGAGGAUGCCACACGUGUCAUGGAGACUGCCGUUGGUGCCAUCAACGAGUUCUUGGAGUAA
Molecule: messenger RNA, 393 nt
Organism: Acytostelium subglobosum LB1
Lineage: Eukaryota; Evosea; Eumycetozoa; Acytosteliales; Acytosteliaceae
Exons: 1
Coding region: 1-393 (130 amino acids)
Source: RefSeq, a predicted model, not a curated record